GGGCACCCGCACGAGGAGGAGCACGUCCGGGCGCCCAGCGGGCACCACCAGGCCGGCCGCUGCCUGCUGUGGGCCUGCAAGGCUUGCAAGAGGAAGACCACCAAUGCCGACCGAAUCAACGAGGCCUUUGAGACCCUCAAGCGCUGCACCUCCACCAACCCCAACCAGCGCCUGCCCAAGGUGGAGAUCCUGCGCAAUGCCAUCCGCUACAUCGAGAGCCUGCAGGCGUUGCUGCGGGAGCAGGAGGACACUUACUACCCGGUGCUGGAGCACUACAGUGGGGAAUCGGAUGCCUCCAGUCCCCGCUCCAACUGCUCCGACGGCAUGAUGGAGUACAGCGGGCCUCCUUGCAGCUCUCGCAGAAGAAACAGCUAUGACAGCAGCUACUACACAGAAUCACCAAAUGAUCCAAAGCAUGGGAAAAGUUCUGUUGUUUCCAGCCUCGAUUGCCUCUCAAGCAUUGUAGAGAGGAUUUCCACAGAUAACUCCACUUGUCCUAUACUGCCUCCAGUGGAAACUGUUGCUGAAGGGAGUCCCUGUUCCCCCGCAGAAGGAGCGAGUCUGAAUGAUAGUGGAGCCCAAAUUCCUUCCCCCACCAACUGCACCCCACUUCCCCAGGAUAACAGUAGCAGCAGCAGCAGCAGCAGCAACCCCAUCUACCAAGUGCUAUAAAGGCAGGUCCAGCUGGACUGCACUGAAAACAAAUUGCUUCGUUCAGCCAAGCUCCGAGUCCUGCCUUCUGAGACUGAAAAGGCUUCUCAAGACUUGUUCCAGUUUUAAAAUAUCACUCAAAAUUCCUUCACAUAUAUAACUUUUCAAACUUGUAUUACUUCAAAAUACACCUAGUUAUUUAUUGGUUGUUAAACUAAAGUUAUUUAAUAUGUCUAGAGAUGAAAUUGUAUACCAUGAAAUGGCCAAUGUUUAAUCUGGGCUUUGGGGAAUAGGAACCUGGCUCUUGAACGCAGAGGAGAAUAGAAAUCUACAACAGUAGUGGCAUAACAGAUCCUUCCUAUUACUCCUGUUCUGGCCAAAAUAA
This is a messenger RNA of Pelecanus crispus (Dalmatian pelican), 1036 nucleotides long. It is a transcript of the gene MYOD1, whose product is annotated as myogenic differentiation 1. The record is from RefSeq and is a predicted model, not a curated record. Gene Ontology annotation, molecular function: RNA polymerase II cis-regulatory region sequence-specific DNA binding; protein dimerization activity; DNA-binding transcription factor activity, RNA polymerase II-specific. NCBI's taxonomy places the organism in Eukaryota, Metazoa, Chordata, Aves, Pelecaniformes, Pelecanidae. Gene Ontology annotation, biological process: positive regulation of myoblast differentiation; muscle organ development; regulation of transcription by RNA polymerase II.